Messenger RNA from Henningerozyma blattae CBS 6284, 1725 nucleotides. Its product is annotated as TLC domain-containing protein. Gene Ontology annotation, molecular function: sphingosine N-acyltransferase activity. The transcript has a single exon. Lineage: Eukaryota; Fungi; Ascomycota; Saccharomycetes; Saccharomycetales; Saccharomycetaceae. Gene Ontology annotation, cellular component: membrane. Bases 1 to 1725 code for a protein of 574 amino acids. The record is from RefSeq and is a predicted model, not a curated record. Gene Ontology annotation, biological process: ceramide biosynthetic process.
AUGGCGUCAAAUACAAGCCUAAGCAACAAAACUGAAAAAAAACAAAAAAAACACAAAGUUAUACCAAUAGAAAAUGAUAAAACAAGCAGUACAAAUUUAACAAAAGCUGCUAGCAAUGUUUUUUUAAAAAAUUCUGAGGAACAGCUCCUUUCAAGAAGAUCUGCCGUUAUAAACCCUAUUUUAAACCAAAAAGCUAGUAAUUUAUUAAUUAAUGUAACUCAAGAAGUUUUGAAUAAUGAGAAAAGAAUUGACAAUUCAGUACCAGGGAAUACCAGUCAAGAACAGCCUGAAAUUCUUAAGAGUAGUCACAAUGGACAGUGGUCAGGCACAACAUCAGUGGAAACAAGUUUGAACCCGGACUCUAAUAUCUUGGAAAAUAGACAUCCUACAAGUCCAAGUAAAACAUCAAACUCUAAGUCAGGUAAUACAAGUAGUAGGCUUUCCAUGGUUGGAGCAAGAAUACGGUCAGGUUCAUCAGUUGGUAAGAUCCACCUAGGUGACACAAAUGUUCAUUCUUUAGGUACUAUGGGUACAACAAAGGCCUCAAGAUCAGCUUCUCAAGCAAGACUUAAAGUAAUAAAAUCCAAAUCUAAAACGAAAUUGGACACAUUAAAAAAAGUAUGGGUUUAUUAUAGAGAACUAGGAUAUCAAAAUACCUGGCUAAAUCCUCUUUUGAUUUUAUUUUUCGUUUAUUCGACUUAUUUUUAUUUAAAUGAUUAUACAGAAAAAAAUCCAUUGCACAAAUUCAUCAGAAUUUCAUAUUAUAUUAAAAAUACAAACUGCUGCAAAAAAGGUUUUAAUGAUCUUUGCUUUAUAUUCUUUCAUAUGAUUGUUUUCACCUUCUUAAGAGAAUUUAUAAUGGAAAUUAUAAUUAAGCCAUUAACAAAACAGUUAAGAAUGCAGUCACAGCAUAAGAUUGAAAGAACAAUGGAACAAGCUUACAGUGUUGUUUACUAUUCUUUUUCUGCUCCCGCUGGAAUGCUAUUAAUGUAUAAUUCACCUUUAUGGUUCUUUAAUACAACAGAAAUGUAUCGAACUUACCCUGAUAUUAUUAUUAGUAGCCAAGUCAAAUGGUACUAUUUAUUACAGGCAUCAUUUUGGUCCCAGCAAGCUGCUGUGUUAGUAUUGCAAUUAGAAAAACCAAGAAAAGAUCAAAAUGAAAUGAUUUACCAUCACAUAGUUACAUUAACAUUAAUUUUAUCUUCUUACAUGUUUCAUUAUACAAAAAUGGGACUAGAAAUUUAUGCAUCAAUGGAUAUUUCUGAUCUUCUUUUGGCAACUUCAAAGACUCUAAAUUAUUUAGAGUUUGCCUACACUCCAGUUGUUUUUGCAUUAUUCGUAAUUUCGUGGAUUUACUGUCGCCAUUAUAUUAAUGCAAAGAUUUUAUGGUCAGUUUUAACUGAAUAUCGGACUGUGGGUAACUAUACUCUAAACUAUGCCACACAACAAUAUAAGUGCUACAUUUCUUUACCAAUAGUAUUCACUUUAAUUUUUGCAUUACAACUAGUUAAUUUAUAUUGGCUACAUUUGAUUUUUAAGGUCUUAUACAGAGUAAUUUUUGAAGGUAUUCAAGAGGAUAAUAGAUCUGAACAUUCUUCAAACGAAUAUACUGAGCAGUUAACUGAUGCCUCAUCAAUUACUACUCGUGAAACCACAUUGUUCGAUGAACAGGAUAAUAAAUACACCGAAAAGAAAACCCUUCCUAAAAUUGAAAUUAAUAACUAG